Molecule: messenger RNA, 1707 nt
Organism: Myxocyprinus asiaticus (Chinese sucker)
Lineage: Eukaryota; Metazoa; Chordata; Actinopteri; Cypriniformes; Catostomidae
Product: histone H3.3A
Exons: 4
Coding region: 156-566 (136 amino acids)
Cellular component (GO): nucleosome
Molecular function (GO): DNA binding; protein heterodimerization activity; structural constituent of chromatin
Source: RefSeq, a predicted model, not a curated record
GUACUGCGAUGAGCAUCCGUGAGUGUAACAGCGGUGCAUUGUGGGAGCCGCUGAUUGGUGCAUUUCCGCUGCCAUUGUGCGCGAGAACGGUAAACAACACUGAAGCUGAGCUCUAAAUAUCAUUAUAAAACAUCACUUGAACAAAGUGUGUCAGUAUGGCCCGUACUAAGCAGACCGCUCGUAAGUCCACUGGAGGAAAAGCCCCCCGUAAGCAGCUGGCGACUAAAGCCGCUCGUAAGAGUGCGCCCUCCACCGGAGGAGUCAAGAAGCCCCAUCGCUACAGGCCCGGUACUGUGGCCCUGCGUGAGAUCCGUCGGUACCAGAAGUCCACUGAGCUGUUGAUCCGAAAGCUUCCGUUCCAGCGUCUGGUGCGUGAGAUCGCACAGGACUUUAAAACCGACCUGCGCUUCCAGAGCGCCGCCAUUGGAGCCCUUCAGGAGGCCAGUGAGGCGUAUCUGGUGGGUCUGUUUGAAGACACUAACCUGUGCGCCAUCCACGCCAAACGUGUCACCAUCAUGCCCAAAGACAUCCAGCUGGCACGCCGCAUCCGCGGAGAACGUGCUUAAUCUUCUGUCUUCUCUCUCUCACUCUGUCUCCCUGUGUGUUUUGGUAGUUUUUAGAGUAACAGUAAUGGUGGGGUGGGGGGUGAUGUAUGUGUCUCUCAAUUUGGUUUUAUUUUUGGCCGCAGACUAUUAGGGUACUUCCUGUUAUCAUGUACCAGACCGUGCCUGAUCAGCAGCAAACACACACACACACACACACACACACACGCACGUGUAUGUGCAGAUUGAGAAGUGUGUGUGUAUGUUUCCGGGUCUUGUUCCAUCUGUUAGGCCCAAUGGACUACAGAGGGGUCAGAGGUCAGGGCUGAUGUCUGCGUUUAGGGGCUUUAAGGUCUCUUGUGCAGGGUGCUAGAGCAGCCCGACCCGUCCCAGAGUUCUCUGUGCCAUCCUUCCUGAAACGAACCUGACCAUUGGCGUCCUGGUGAACGUGUGUUUGUGGCUGUUGAUCAGAAAGGUGAUUUGUAUUCACGUCUGAACAUAUCUCCAACAAACGUUUGUUAUUUCAUUAAGAAUUACUUUUAAUAAUUAUUGAUGUUUUUUUUUUUUUUCUUUUUUAUGCAUUCAUACAAGCUUGUUUUAUAGAUCUAGAGUGUAUUUUUGAAGAGAAAAUUCAAGAGGUGGAGAGUCCUAUACAUGCAUUUUUACAUCACAAAUCAUUUUCUAGAGGAUAAACUUCAGUUUAAACACUCAAAUGCAUUAAAGGGAUAUUACCCGUAACUCUUUUCCACCUCUCGGUGUAUUCUGAUUGGUUGUAGCAUUUAUAGAUCAGCCAGAAAAGAAUGUGUCCAGUGAAUUGCGUCUUUUGAUUGGGAAAUCUGGUCAAACUGAGAUAUUAACAUUAACAGAAUUAAUAAAUCAGCCUGAUAAUGUUUAGUUUUGCCACAUGGCAGUUUAAUAUUGAGUACCUUUUCUUAGUUAAAAGAACAUGUCUCUUCUAAUUGCUUCCCUUCACUAUGAUGUGAUUUUCUCAGGCAAACAUGGAAACCAUUUUAAUUGAAUCCUGCUCAAUUUGGGUUUUUUAUUUUUUUGGCUUGUUUUUAAUUUUCCUGUAUUCAUAGUUUGACUACAGAACAUUCAGGUGUUUAAUAAGCUGAUCUUUGUAAUUUGAUAUUCUCAUAAUUGCGUAAUAAAUGGAUGUCACACA